GGAGAAGUUCGUUUUCCCAUGAUGCACCUGUGGUUCCUUUCUAUCUCGCGCCUUUGCCUCGGCGCAGUCCAUCUUGCUUCUCAUAUCGCUGCUGUCACCCUGUGCCAGCGCGCCGUCCGUGUUGUUGUAGUAAAUAAUGGCGGCAUCGGGAGGCGGAUUAUCAUCUCCCGCUCCCAUUGCGGGCUUGAGCACCCAAGCGCCGGCCCGGUCUCGUUUCCCGGGUCGUCCGUGCACGGCUCGCAGCAGGCUGCGGUCGGAGAAACGUACCAAACGCGGAAGGCUGGGCUCGGAUGACGGGGAGCUGGCUGCCGGAGGGCCAAGGCCCGUCAACAUCGGCCUAGCGUUGAGCGAGGAUCCGUUCCUGCUGCGCCUUCUCGGGGUGGCGGAGAAGCACAGGCGGCAGAGAGAUGCGGGGUUCCACUCCAGCGACAGUGAGGAGGAGGAAGAUUUCACUGGAUUUGGGACCACAACAGUUCGUCCACAGAAAACAUCUGGCACUGUUCCUCAGUCAUCGUUACUCAGCGAAGCCAAGCCUCCCCAAGCUUCAGAUCUUUCUUUGGGAGCAAAGCCUCUCAUUGGAAAAAUUAUACCCAAGACCCCAAAAGCAGCUCUUAUUGGAAAAAUUGUACCGAGGGUCUCUAAAGAAGGCCAACGUGUCAAAGAGAGCCCAGUAAAAGACAAAGAAAUACCCAAGGUGGUAAUUAAACUGCAUGGCAAGCAGGUAGCUCUCAUUGCAAAAGCCAAACAUGCAGACGAGCAGGCCUCAGGUAGACAGCGCAGUAAAAGGUCAGCUGACUUUAUCAGGAAAGCACGAAAAUCAGCAGACUCAGGCAGCAAGCAAAACCAAACAGCCGCUACUUCAGCUGGUGACACCAAGCAAGAUAAGCUGGUGAGCGCUCUGACAGCAGUCAAGGGUGCAGGAAAAGCUUCCAAGGUCAAAGAACGAGGCGAGGUGUCAGAGGACUCAGACACAGACCAAUCCCAGCCACAGAGAUCUGUGAAACGCAUGAAGGGUUUUCGAAUUGGGCACACCAGACGCACGUCUCAAGCAGUUGCUCUGUCGUUCACAUCCUUUCACAAACGGCAGAGAAAGAGAACGGCUAAGGGCAUGGGUGCCUCUCCAGAGGCUGGAGCUGAGGCCGGUGCCCAGAGUGGAGAGGAGGCAGCGAUGCCCCUCGAGUGUAAAGCCGCAGAUUCCUCUGAAAAAAGAACGCACAGAAGACAACAACGCAGAUCUUUGUUUGGGCACAAGCGAAAGCCACCUAAAAACGUUCCAAUCAUUACACGUCCAAAAAUGGGACGUAAUCGCACUAGGCGUGUUUUUUACACCUAUGUACCAGAGCCCAUUCCAGCCACACCAACGCCGGACGGGAAUGAGAAGCAGCUGCAAGGUCAGAAUAUCACUCCAUCAGAGGGUGAGCCAAGCUCAAACAACUCCUCCACUCCUGUAAUGAGUGCACGGUCCUCCCGCGUUAUUAAAACUCCGAAGAGAUUCUUGGACGAGGAAAUGAUUCCCUUUCCGAGGGGUUCUCUGUCAACAUGGCUGAAAAGUCAACAAAGAGAGGACGGAAAACCAAGUCCAUCAUGUCAUGAGUCAAGCUAUGAUGACACCUCCCUGCAGUCAGACAGUGACUCUAUAUCUGUGGUUGACAGCCCAUCUGCAGUGUCAAAGGCCAGUCCAGGCACAAGCCACCUAGAGAUCUACAAGAACCUCAAGAAACUGACCUUGAAACUGGCGGAGAAAAAGAAAGGCCAGCCUGACGCUCCGGGGGAUUAUACACGUCAUGGCGACGGUUUGACCUCUCAUGUGAAGAAGAGGCGGAGGUCAAAGCUCACAAUGGAGGAGAUGGACUCUCCUGGUGUUGUGAGGAAACUAGCCGUGGUGGUGAACACUGAUGUGGAAGCGCCCUCGCAUAUACCGUUAGGAGAUACAGGCAACAGUAAUGAAGCAGGAAGCAUGACUGGGGACAGUCAUGAGGUGUUGGAAGUCAGUGGGCCCAGCCAUCGAAUUGGUCUCAGUGGAGCCAAUAAGACAAUGCUUCACCUGCUGAAGAAAGCCAAAGUCCAGCUCAUCAAGAUUGAUCAACAAAAGCAGCUCAAGUUGUCACAGUUGGGCUUCAGAGAAUCACGAGUGCCAGUGAGUGGAAGGAGGAGGAGGAGGAGAGUUGGCGUAUCUCCCAAAGAUACACGUCCUCAGGAGCAGCCGCUGGGCGGUCCGCGGAUCAAACAUGUCUGCCGCGCAGCAGCAGUGGCUUUGGGGCAGCCCCGUGCCAUGGUGCCAGAUGAUAUUCCCAGACUCAGCGCCCUGCCACUUCACGAGAGAGAGGGCAUCACCUUCUCUCCCACAGCAGAAGAUGUGGCAGAUGAUGACGAUGACAUCACUGAUCAGGGCAGGGCUCAGUGGGUUGUCUCUCAGGAACACAUCCAGCGGAGGAGGCGGGGGAGGGGGAAGGGCCACAGGUUCAGAAAAAGGAAGGUCCAGAGUCGGUACGCACCCGGGGGAGUCCGUGCCCGGCGCUGUGGACGCUGCCGAGGCUGUUUGAUUGAGGAGGACUGCGCAAAGUGUGUCAACUGCCUCGAUAAGCCCAAGUUCGGGGGGCCCAACACCAAACGGCAGUGUUGCAUAUAUAAGAAGUGUGAGCGGAUUGAGAAAGCAAAGAUUGAGCGCAUCAUCAAACCAUUCAAAGUCCAGGCGAGGCGGCUGUCGGGCUCCGUGUCACGCAGUGACGAUGCGAACUGGAGGUUUGGAGGGGCAGGCGAGGGAUCGUCCUCGAUGGCGCCUGGAGUCAGAAAACAGUCCCUGCGUAACAUCACACCACGCUCCUAUAGCAGCCUGCUGAUUUCUGAAUCUGAUGAAGAGGAUGGAGAAGAACUAGAGAAUAAGGCAGAUAAAUCAACAGUCAAGCCAAAUGUAUCUGCUGCUAGCAACCAAGAUCUUGCUCCUCAAGAUGGCGGAUCACUGCCAUAUGACCCUCCAAAUGAGGUGGUGAAGCAUCGCCGGCUGUUCUCCAGAGGAGCUGGGAGCAGACCCAGAGCAUACAAGGCACAGGAGAACACGGAGGAGACGGAGCCCAGAGAAUCCAGCCCAUCCAGGAGCCCAAUGCCGAAGCUGCAGCAGCAGCUACAAAUACACUUACACCGUCUGCCUGAUUUUAUCCUGCAGUCUGCUCUGUCUCUGCCACAGCAAUUGCCACAGCAGUUGCCCCCGUGUCUGGAUCAGUGUGCUGCACAGUUGCAUCCAAAAUUGUCCCAGCUUGUAACACAGCCUGCUAUUUCACAUUCCACAAAACAGUCUCCUUCAGAAUUGUUCCAGCCUGUAACACAUCACGCUUCUCCACAUUCACCACAUCCCAUAACAGACGCUCCACAGAAAUCUUUGCUGUUACGUUUGCACCGUUUGCCCCAGUCUGUGGUGCAAUCAACCUUAAAUAUGCACAAAUGUAUAUCAUCAUCAUCUCAACAACAUCCCCAGUCCAUACUACACUCAUCUCUGACAGAGGUUUCGUCAAAGUUGUGUUUUCAGGGACAUCCAAAGUCUGAGGUGAAGUACGCAGAUGUUUUGACUGAGACACGCAGAGCUAACAAAGAUAAAACUCUACACAAAACUGUGCAAGUGCUCCCUCAGACUGUCGAUCCGCACACAGAGUUACAGGAGGGCAUGCAAGAGGAGCAGGAGGACGAACGAGGGGAUCAGCCUGAAGAGGAGGAGGAUUCUGUAAAAGGGACAGUGCUGCAGAACUGUCCAACAACUGAUCCACACUAUGUCCUUCGUUCCCAGAAUCCUGCAGAGUGUGCGUCAGUGAACACCCUGACGGGGUUAACUAACGGAUUACCCCAAAAGGGCCUGCUGCAGAACAAGUACAAGAUCCGUGUGGACUUCAAGGAGGACUGUGCUGUACAGAACGUAUGGCUAAUGGGCGGCCUCAGCGUCCUCACGUCUGUCCCUACCACACCACAACCUGUCUGUCUGCUCUGCUCCAGUAAAGGACGACAUGAGAUGAUAUUCUGCCAGAUCUGCUGUGAGCCUUUCCACAGUUUCUGCCUCUCACCAGAGGAGCGCCCCUUGAAGGAGAACAAGGAGAACUGGUGCUGCAGGCGCUGCAAAUUCUGUCACGUGUGCGGCCGUCGAAGCAAGAGCACGAAGCCUGUGUUGCAGUGCAGGAGAUGCCAAACCUCCUACCAUCCUUCCUGCUUAGGACCAACUUAUCCUAAACCUAUGAACUGCAGCAUGCCUUGGGUGUGCAUGACAUGCAUUCGGUGUAAAAGCUGCGGCGUGACUCCUGGAAAGACCUGGGACUUGGCCUGGAACCAUGAGCAAGACCUCUGUCCUGACUGCACUCUUCUCCACAACAAAGGUAAUUUCUGCACCAUCUGCCACAAGUGCUAUGGCGACAAGAACCAACACACGCAGAUGAUUCAGUGUUCAGCGUGCAGCCACUGGAUUCAUUACACAUGUGAAGGACUUUCGGAUGAGCUGUUUGGUUUGCUGUCAAGCCAACCAGAAGAAGUGUUUUUCACCUGUUCACCCUGCAGCCAGCACCAAACUGAACACAGCAGCUUGAAGGAGGAGCUGCAGAGCAGGCUGAUAGCCGGGCUGGAGGAGGUGCUCUCUGACCUCCUCUGUGACAACACCACACAGCACCUCCUUAUCUGUAAAGCGUGUCAGGAAACAAACAACACACACUUUGUCAGGGAACAGCAACCAGUCUGUGAUCUACAAGCCAUAGAGAAGAAGUUUAAAGGGGGCAAUUACACCUCAAUCAAAACUUUCCAUGCGGAUGUCGCCUCUGUGAUGAGGAAGUGGCUGAAAGAGGAAGAGGUUCUCUCUGAGCACCAGAGACCGACCACUCAGGCCAGGGCACACUAUGUCAAACUGAUUCAGCAGGUUUUCAGUUGGUGUCCUGAACGGCAUCUGAAAAAGUGGAGCUCAUUCUCUGAGGAAUUCCCGAGUGGCAUGCUCCCUGAGGCGGUCCUCCCACCAUCUAAGGAGCACAGCUAUGCACAAUGGCUGGAAAGGACAUACCAGCCCAAGGAGUCCAGGGGCCCACAGGCAGGGAAACCUGACUCUGUGCUGUCCUCAGUCACUACACAGCAGUCUGGUGUAUUGCACAGCCUCACUCUGUAUUCACAUGGUGUAAUGAGUGAUCUGGAAACUACCAAGACUGAAGAUGUGAGGCAGUGUGCCCUGUGCCAACAAUAUGGAGACUCUGCUCCCAGUGACGCAGGACGGCUGUUGUACUUGGGACAGAAUGAGUGGUGCCAUGUUAACUGCUGCCUUUGGUCUGCAGAGGUGUAUGAGGAGAAUAGUGCUCUUUUGCAAGUGCACAGCGCUGUCUCAAGAGGGCGCCACCUGCGUUGUGAUCGUUGUGGUCAGUCAGGAGCCACUGUGGGCUGCUGUCUUGCCACCUGCCAGAGUAAUUUCCACUUCAUGUGUGCUCGUGCCAUGAACUGUGUGUUUCAGCAGGACAGGAAGAUAUACUGCUUCAAACACAGGGAUCUUGUCAGUGCGAAGAUGGUGUCUGGGAAAGGGUUUGAAGUCCCUCGGCGGGUAUAUGUGGACUUUGAGGGGAUCAAUCUCAGAAGAAAGUUCCUCACAGGCCUAGAGCCAGAAUCCAUAAACAUGACCAUAGGCUCUCUGCAGAUUCAGAAACUUGGUGUGUUGUCAGAGCUGUCGUCAAAUGGGAGGAUGUUGUAUCCUGUCGGCUAUCAAUGUUCUCGGUUGUACUGGAGCACUGUGGACCCCCGCAGACGCUGCAAGUACACCUGUAAGGUGACAGAAGUGAGCACGCCUCUCCCUGGUGAGGAACAAGAUCCGAGGUGGGACCAAGAAGAGAAUCACACCAUAGUCCACAGUCCCAGCCACCACAGAGAUAUGGACUCCCCGGAUCGUUUAAGUUCCUCAUCCAGCCCCAUAAAGUCCACUACCCCGUCACCCAACUCUAAACAGCACAACACACCUGGAUCCAAAAGUCCUGGUUACACACAGACCAGGAGACCAGCAGGAGGAUCAUCUCGACCUCUUCCAUCUCCAGGGUCAACUCUUCCCAAAUCGCAUCACAUCCUGACAUUGAGGGACCUGGAGGACACCCGUCGGCCUCGCAGGGUCUCAUCAAGAAGCCUCUGCAGUUCCUCGCCAACAGACAGCGACCCGUCUGCACCGAUGACCCUCCGCUCUGGUGGCACUGUCCACUCCAGAUGUGCCCUGUUCAGCUCCCCACCAAGAGCGCCAAACUUGAGUUCAGCCUCGCCUCCUCUGUCACGACAAAACUCAACAUCACCAGUCUGGAGCUCCCCGCCUAGAUCCAACUCCAGCAUCUCUGCAGGGCUGUCACCUCGGCAGGGAGCUAUCACUCACUCCCCCAGAGGGAGGCAAAACUUUAAAAUCACCACUCCAGUUUCUGCAGAGGUUCCCCAAGACUUCCUAGCAUCGUCUGAGGCAGAAGAUGCAGCAGUGGCCACAACCAAUGGGAUCUCACUGGCCCCAGAUAACCUGGAAGAGGAAGUAGCACACCUGAUGGCUCAGGACCUGCCUUACACUGUGUUUGACACUGACACAGAGGUCGCAGUGGCCUCCAUGCUGAAUGCUAAGCUUGAGUUUGACGAGGCUCUGCUCACUGAGAACGUGUCACUUCACUGCGGAGCACAAGGCGGGAGAGGAGAGGUGGAAGGUGUAGUGCAAGAUGUGGAAAUGCAGGAAGAUAAUCAGGUGAACGACUCUGAAGAUGAAGACUCAAGCCAUUACUUAAAAUUUUCACGCACAGUGGUGUGUGACACAGCUAGCAGCUCAGACGCAUCUGGUCAGCUCCCUUCAGCACAGUCGAUCUCACAGUUAGAUGGAGUGGACGAUGGGUCAGAGAGUGAUGAAAGCGAGGCAGUUGAUGAUGAAGCUCAGGAUACAGAAAGAGAAGACACAGAGAUUAAGAUUCACACCAACCAUAAUACACCUACUAAACAGCUGACGAUUGCUUUAAAGAGGCUGGAGUCGAUCUACACCGUGUCAAAGUCAACCAUUGAACAAGGAACAGCUGAGCCAGAGUUUCAGGAAAAUUCUCCACCAUGUGAUAUUCUUGAAUCAGGUUAUGCAAACGAUGACAUGUCAGUUCAAGAGGAAGAGGUCCUAAUGAGCUCUGAAACACCAACAUCUCAAAAUGAGGUGUUUUUGGAUUCGGCUACAGGCCAUUUUGUUUCUGCUGAAGAUGGCGCUGUAAUGUACCCAAAUAACAAUGUAGUUGACGAUAAAGAUGAAAGUAGCUCAUCGGCCGACUCAGUUGGAGGAUAUACAGAUGAUCUGAAAGACCCUGACUACUCUCCAGAGAAUACAACCAAAAAAUCUCCCACAGCGCAGAUGAAAACCAUCAUUGUGAAGUCAAAACGUCCAACAUCAAACCUCAGACGCUUGUCACCAAAACCGUGUCUUCCACAGCAGCACAAUCUCAAAUUGAUGUUGCCCCCUCGAACUAAACAAAUUGUAAAUAAUGCGUCGGUUUCCACUGCUGCUGCCACUUUUUGUGCAGUUCCACGCACAGUCACCUCCCCCAUUGUGAUCAACGGUUUAAAUGCUCUACCUAUUCAGCCCGGUGCCACACGAGGCAGAACCGUCGCCAUCCGCUUGGACAACUCGAGGCCAGGAAGUCAGGAGGAAGCUGCAAUUCAGAAUCAAGCUGCAGCCACUAGCUCAACCCCGGCCCCCGCUCCCGCCCCUCAGGUCCUGCUGGUCAACCGUCAAGGUCAGAUUCUGAUCAAAGACCCAAGAACAAACACUUAUCAGUCACUCAGUACAAAUUCUCCUGCCUACAAUAAAAUAAGCCAGAUUGCCAAGAUUCUCCACAGUGGUAAUGCUUUGCAGCGCUCAGUCCCUCGUGUUAUAAUAAAGCCUCGUUCCAGCACCUCUGCCACAAACAUCCCUCUUGUUGGUAACCACACAACAACAUCCGAUAGGAAAAUCAUUGUCAGAGUGGUGCCUGUGAAAAGAAGUGGAACUCCAUCUCCCACAUCUCCUGUCUGUGUGCAGAGUGUUCCUGAAGCAAGUUUCUCCAACAUUGAAGAAAGCACAGCCCAGGCUAUUAUUGACAGAGCCAUGGCUACCCACCGCGACGCACCAAAGACGAAACCCAUCAUCCUCAGUAACACUCGACAGCCAAAGGCCAGACAUCGAAGAUCAUCCCAGUUUCAGGACGCAGAGGACUCAGAUCAGUCACCAGCUGCACGAUUAGAGUCCCCUAGUGGCUUCUUCAGUGAACCAAAUGUCAACCUACAUCCACCUGCUUCAUUACGCCACCAGGUGAGGGUCAAGAGAGUGUCAUCAGUGUCUGAAAGGCCCUCCAGGAAGAAAUCCAAGAUGGACUUCUUGAGGGAUCCCUCAAGUGAGCUGGAUGAAGUUAAUGAAGCCAGACCGAGUCGUGUGAGAAUGAAAGCUCCAACAAUGAAGGAUGUUCUUGAUAUGGACCAGGAAAAUAUGCCUGAUGAGCCUAAGCAGUUGAGGAUCACUGCUCCACCACCUCCUACACCCUCCAGGCACCCUCGGGUUGAGAGUCCACCUACACACGCACAAACCAACAUUCAGGGUAAAACACACACGUGGGUCAGCGCUCGCCACGGAGACCUCUCUGAAUGGGGCCCUUAUUCAGGUUUUAGCUCAGAAGACGAUGCGCCUGCACCCAAACACAGAAGGAGGACAUACAUGAACCAGCCCCACCUGUGUUUUGAAAUCACCAGCGAUGAUGGCUUCAGUGUUAAGGCUAACAGCAUUGAGGUUGCCUGGCGUGCAGUGAUUGACGGUGUCCUCGAAGCUCGAGCGGGCUUCCACCUGAAGCAGCUGCCUUUGGGCGUGAUGAGCGGGCCCCGGGUGCUCGGUGUUGUCCACGAUGCUGUCAUCUUCCUGCUGGAGCAACUGCAGGGUGCUGCAAACUGCAAACGCCACCGCUUCCGCUUCCACCGCUGUGAUGACAUUGAGGAAGAGCUUCCCCUAAAUCAGAGUGGCUGCGCUCGUUCUGAAGUCUACACACGGAAAGCAACUUUUGAUAUGUUCAACUUCCUGGCAUCACAGCACAGAGAGCUCCCUGACAUAGUAGGCCCCUUUGACGAAGAGGAGGAUGAAUUCCCACUGAAAUCUUCCAGGCGAGCCACUAGCAGUGAGCUUCCCAUGGCAAUGAGAUUCAGACACCUGGAAAAAAUCUCGAAAGAAGCAGUAGGAGUUUACAGAUCUGAAAUUCAUGGUCGCGGCCUUUUCUGCAAAAGGAACAUCGAGGCUGGGGAGAUGGUGAUCGAGUACGCUGGCACAGUCAUUCGCUCUGUCCUGACUGAUAAGCGGGAGAAAUAUUAUGACGGCAAGGGCAUCGGCUGCUACAUGUUCCGCAUCGACGACUUUGAUGUGGUGGACGCGACGAUGCAAGGUAACGCAGCUCGUUUCAUCAACCACUCAUGCGAGCCGAACUGCUACUCUCGUGUCAUCAAUGUGGAUGGACGCAAGCACAUCGUCAUCUUCGCCCUGAGGAAGAUCUACCGGGGCGAAGAACUGACCUACGACUACAAGUUCCCCAUCGAGGACGAGAACAGCAAGCUGCACUGCAACUGUGGGGCGAAACGCUGCCGUCGCUUCCUGAAUUAGUACAACCAAUACACACACACACACCACGUACCAACAGCCAUCUGGUUUAAUGCACCUGAAAUUAGGAGGUGGACUUUAAUGAACCGAUAAAGGUGACUGAGAGGUCGCUGAGACACACAGACCUGAUCUACUGAAAGUCUUCACUUUGUUGGAAGCUUAAUUUAUAGACUGAUCGAGGACAGCGUGUUUGUUCAUUUCUGUCCUCUGAACUGCUGUUCAUAGUCAGAAACCAGAUUAGAGCCAUAUGUCAAAGCUUGGGAUGAAUACUAUUUAUGUGAUUUCAGACUGCUGGAUUGUUGGUCUGUUAGGAAGUUCAAUUCAUGAACUGCACUACCUUUUGGAUUUGUGUACUGUUUUACCAUCUCAUACAACAUGUUCUCUCAGUUUUUUAUAUUGUUGAAUUUGUUGUCAGUAGCCUCUACUGGAACUGGGGCUAGACAACAGUCUAGCAAAUUAUUACCAGCUACAAACGGUGCAAACUAAAAUAACCUGAUAUCAGUUAUUACUCUGUAAAGGGUGAUCUAUUAUUAUGCUGGUGACCGAGUGUCUUUGUAAAUACAAGGUCACAGAGAAGGAUGGGGAGAAAUUAUUCAGCACCUUACUUUGACACGACCUUCUCUGGCAGCAGAGGGGACAAAUUUUACUUCAGAGCAAAAUAAACACAUUUGACUCAAGGCACCUAGUGUACACUGUAGUGCAGCUACAUUUUAACCUCACUCUGGAUACCACAAGUCUUGAGAGCAGGGACUCCAAUAUUUUAGGUGCUGGUGACAUUUACCCCAAAACGUAGUUUUAAUAUAGGCACCCAAACCUUUUUCCCACCAUUCAGUCAGUUGAAAUUUCCUGUUUUUAUUUGUGACAGCAGAGAUGCUGUGAUCUAAAUGCUUUUAUCCCGCUAUUACUUUAUUUGUUAAUUUGUGCUGUUUGUGUAUUUUAAGGUCUAUGAGGGAGAGUUUCCUUGAUGCAGGGUUUAAACUGAAUAUAGUGAUCUUGCUCUGCACAGUCCCUUAUAAACCUUUUUUGUAUUUUUGUAUAUUUGAACAAUAAAUGUAUAUUCAACAAGCUGAUGGAAAUAAAUGUGUUUGAGCUUUUAACUUCCUAUUUGUAAGUGAAGGCUGACUAACAGAACCGAAGCUAUUGCUGAGUAGUGAUGCUAAGUUAAUCUUUUUUUUUUUUCUUUUUUUUUGCGGCUGUUUUGCACCCUCUUCCUCCUGUUUUUUGUCUCACAGGUGUUCUACCUCAGGUGUUUAUGAAGCAAGAUUUAAUUACACAACACAUUUGGUGAAGAAUUAUUUCCUCAUUGUUCAAUCUUUCUAAUCAAUACAUCUUGAUAGUAUGAAAACAAAUAACAUCAAUAAUAUUAAACUGACUUGCUAUUAUGCCUGCAAUUAUUUUUUAAGAAUAGUGCUCAUUUCCUCCUGUGUGCAACCACACCCAACUAAUGGAUGAAGAUAGGAUCCUAGAGUUUAGGUUGAAGGCUGAAUGCUGUGGAUGUAUGUUUUUGUGUUUUAGGAUUAAUUGAAUUUGACACGCAUAGCUUUGUUACUUUAUCGGCUCACUAUGGAUCCUUGCCUGUACAUAGUUGUAUAAAGAUUUCUAAACCUGUUAAAUAUUUUUUUUACAUGCAAUUUUUUUUAUUUUAUUUAUGUUCAAUAAAAAUUUGAAAUGUU
Molecule: messenger RNA, 11277 nt
Organism: Siniperca chuatsi (mandarin fish)
Lineage: Eukaryota; Metazoa; Chordata; Actinopteri; Centrarchiformes; Sinipercidae
Gene: kmt2ba
Product: lysine (K)-specific methyltransferase 2Ba
Exons: 36
Coding region: 137-9607 (3156 amino acids)
Biological process (GO): positive regulation of DNA-templated transcription
Cellular component (GO): histone methyltransferase complex; nucleus
Molecular function (GO): histone H3K4 methyltransferase activity; protein binding; zinc ion binding
Source: RefSeq, a predicted model, not a curated record